This is a messenger RNA of Carlito syrichta (Philippine tarsier), 1078 nucleotides long. It is a transcript of the gene SMPX, whose product is annotated as small muscle protein, X-linked. NCBI's taxonomy places the organism in Eukaryota, Metazoa, Chordata, Mammalia, Primates, Tarsiidae. Bases 382 to 642 code for a protein of 86 amino acids. The transcript is spliced from 5 exons. Gene Ontology annotation, cellular component: M band; costamere; muscle tendon junction. The record is from RefSeq and is a predicted model, not a curated record.
ACCGUAGCCACCUCCCAGCUGACAUUUGAGCCCUGCUUUCCGCACGGUCAAGCCUUUUGGAGGCAGCCAGCGUAUGCCUUGUAUCAAACUCUAUAUUUAGGAAGAACAACUGUGAGCUAUGACAGGAAUUCUCUUUAACACUUAGCCUUCAACCGAAUUCCCCUCCAGCCCCGAGCCAGGAGCAGCUCUCAAUACUGGGAGAAGCACAGAGCGCUUGAGCUAUUUCAGCCACAUGAAAAGCAUCGGAAUUGAGAUCACAGCUCAGAGGACACCGGGCAUCCCUUCCACCGUCCAAGGAGCUUUGUAUUCUUGCACCCAUCUGCCUGGGACUUUCCUUAGGCCGUAGACAAAUACAUAAAGCAGGGAUAAGACUGCGUGAAUAUGUCGAAACAGCCAGUUUCCAAUGUCAGAGCCAUCCAGGCAAAUAUCAAUAUUCCAAUGGGAGCAUUUCGGCCAGGAGCUGGGCAACCCCCUAGAAGAAAAGAAUGCACUCCUGAAAUGGAGGAGGGUGCUCCUCCCACUUCGGAUGAGGAGAAGAAGCCAAUUCCAGGAGCGAAGAAACUUCCAGGACCUGCGGUCAACCUAUCGGAGAUCCAGAAUAUUAAAAGUGAACUGAAAUAUGUCCCCAAAGCUGAACAGUAGCUGGAAGAAAAAAGGCUUGAUAUGAAGAAUUAAAGAGUAAGAGGAUGGAAUCAAAUGGACAUAGCUCUCUAAAAAAUUUUAUAUAUUUGUAUGACGAACCUCCUGAAUGCCUGAGACUCUAGCAGAAAUGACCUGUUUGUACAUUUAUAUCUCUUCCUUUUAGCUGGCUGUAUUUCUCACUUUAAUUUAUCUUCAUCUUUGGCACCUUGCAGAACAAAUAAGCCCAUGAAUUCACCAUCUAGUGGGUGUGGUUUUGAGGAGGAAUUUUAUGGAAGGGGAUAUGACAAUGUGCAUAACAAUUAUUUUGAUGGAAAGUUCUCCAAGCUACUUCCUACAGUGUUUUGGUCAUGAUUUGGAAUGUAUUUUAUUUCUUCACCUUUCAAAUUAUGUCAAUAAACUUUUUAUGAGCUCAAAUAAACAUUCGAGUAAAUGUAAA